CAGUCACAGACGAAGAAGCUAUCUGUGUAGAGUUGGAAGAGAUGGAUGCCUCUGAAUCUCCACUCUCCACCUCUCCAUCCCCGCCCCCCUCUUUCAGCCCGCAGCGCCAUUUCUACCUCGCUGUGGAUAGACUCCAAUUCAAGAUGGAAACCCUUUUAGGUCUCCUAGGCAUGGCUGGGAGGCGUCCUUCUCUUCCGAUGAUUGUAUGCUGCAGCACACGAGACGAGCUCGAUACCAUAUGCUCCAAUCUCUCUAGCCUAUCGACUUAUGUUUCUGUAUCCCCGCUAUACAGCGAUCUUUCGGAAGCCGAAAGAGCGGAGGUUUUGGAUAGGUUUAGGCAGGCCACUAUGAGAUGGAAUAGCUUAGGAAGAGGGGAGGAAGCUGUUGGAGAAGGUGAUGAGGAGCGAAAAUCGUAUGUUGUCAUUGUUACCGAUGCCUGCCUUCCGCUUCUUGGAUCUGUUGAGGCGCCUCUUUGU
Salvia hispanica is the source of this 476-nucleotide messenger RNA. Lineage: Eukaryota; Viridiplantae; Streptophyta; Magnoliopsida; Lamiales; Lamiaceae. The record is from RefSeq and is a predicted model, not a curated record.